AUGGAGUCCAGGGCUUUGGUUCUGUUCAUGGUCCUCGGGUUCUUAUUUCCGGAGCCGGGGUUCGGACAGAUUCAUGAAUUGGUUGUUAAUGAAUGGUUUAGAGACAGAAUCGAGCUGAUAAGGACCUUACCAGAAAAACUUGCAAAAAUAGACGAGUGUGAGGAAAAAGCUGUAGCCCUGGAGGCCAGACUCAACGCCACGGAAGAGGAGCUGACGAAACAGAGAGCUGAGAUGGACAAACUGAAGGAAGAGAACGAAGAGCUGAAGCAGAGAACUGGAAGUGCUGCUCCUCAGGUUGCAUUUUCUGUCUCUUUGGCAAACACCGGAGAGAUUUAUGAAGGGCCCUGCAUCGACAAAACCCUGAUUUUCAAGAGGGUUUUCUCAAACAUUGGCAACGGUUAUGAUGAAAACACAGGAGUCUUCACCGCUCCAGUGAAGGGUGUGUACUACUUCACCUUCAGCACCUACGGCUACAACACACACACCACGGGGGCCAUUUUAAGGAAAAACAACUCCUAUGUCAUUUCAACGUACGAGGAGGCCUCAGUCGACGGGUCAGACAGUAACAGUAACGCCGUUGUCCUUCCACUGGUCGCUGGUGAUAAGGUGCAUGUGGAACUGUGGGACAACGGCAGAGUGUACGACAACCUCAACGGACACACAACCUUCAGUGGUUUUCUGCUUUUUUCCACAAAUAAUUAGACCCAAUGCAUGUGUGUUUCAUAGUGAUGCAACAAUUUAUCUGGAAAUCUGUUUCCUUGAGGUUGUUUCACUGUUCAUUCCGUGCGUUUCCAUGACAACUUUUAUUCCUGGUUUAAUCUGAUUAAAGGUUAGAUCCUAUUUCAGAUGCCCAUGUAAACGCCUUAUUCCAGUUGAAAAAGAAAAGUUCGGAUUAAAUUUAAACCCGAUUAAAGUCACUGGUUUAAUCAAUCCCCUUUUAAUUAUGAUCUAAAUCAUUCCUGGGACAUGUAAACCCUUUAUUCCGUUUGGACUUUAUUCCUGCCAUUCUGCGCAUGCUCAUUGUCUUGUCCUGUCGUGAUG
This is a messenger RNA of Sphaeramia orbicularis (orbiculate cardinalfish), 1041 nucleotides long. It is a transcript of the gene cbln11, whose product is annotated as cerebellin 11. Gene Ontology annotation, molecular function: protein binding. The transcript is spliced from 4 exons. NCBI's taxonomy places the organism in Eukaryota, Metazoa, Chordata, Actinopteri, Kurtiformes, Apogonidae. The record is from RefSeq and is a predicted model, not a curated record. Bases 1 to 702 code for a protein of 233 amino acids.